AUGAGCGCUGCCGAGCAACUUCAGAGCGUCAUAAGCUCCCUUGAGAUGAACCUUGGCAUUGAAGCCAAUGCCCCAAUCGUUAACGAUAAGAAGCCACAAGAGAAAAAGGAGCAACAGGUCAAAGUAAAGAAACCUAAAGCGCCCAAGACUCCUGCUGCUGAUCCCAAUCAGCCUGAGAUCACAAAACUUGACAUUCGUGUUGGCAAAAUUGUCAAAGUUUACAAACAUGAGAGUGCUGACAAACUUUAUUGCGAAGAAAUUGAUGUAGGCGAAGACGAACCACGUCAUAUUGCCAGUGGUCUAGUGUAUCACUACUCGCUUGAAGAGAUGCAAGACCGUCGUGUCUUGGUCUUGUGUAACCUUAAACCACGUAACCUCGUUGGAUUUCGGAGUCAUGGUAUGGUCUUAUGUGCUGCUGUUCCUUUAGAGGAUGGUACGGAAAAAGUAGCAUUUGUGACACCUCCCGAAAGUGCUCAAAUUGGUGAACGUAUCACAUUUGAUGACCUUAGGGGCGAGCCAUAUACACCUGCUCAAGUGGAGAAGAAGAAGGUUCUCAUGGUAUUAGGUGAUGACAUGAAAACGGACGAAAAUGGUGUCGCUAUGUGGAAAGAACACGUGUUUAAUACGUCAGCAGGUCCAUGUACAGCUCCUGUAAACAAUGGUAUCAUUCGAUAA
Molecule: messenger RNA, 675 nt
Organism: Plasmopara halstedii
Lineage: Eukaryota; Oomycota; Peronosporomycetes; Peronosporales; Peronosporaceae
Product: methionine-trna beta subunit
Exons: 1
Coding region: 1-675 (224 amino acids)
Molecular function (GO): tRNA binding
Source: RefSeq, a predicted model, not a curated record